AUGGCGUCUCUGCGCUGUAGGCGAGACCCCUGCGGCGUUAUCUGUCUGAUUUUAACUUAUUUCAGCGUGUUUUACGCGGACUACGUGGUCAUACAAUAUGUCCUCAUCCCCGCUUACUCGGGCAGUGUGUGGUGUACUCUACAUGGAUCAGUGUUCAACCUGAUUCUGCUGCUGCUGCUGGCCUGCCACGCCAAAGCUGUCUUCUCAGACCCUGGCAUGGUGCCUCUUCCUGACACAGCCAUAGACUUCUCAGACCUCCGCUCGCAGUCGUCUCGGAUGAGUGAGCGGGGCUGUGAAGGUUGGACGGUGUGCAGUCGCUGUGAAACCUACAGACCUCCCAGGGCGCAUCACUGCCGCGUCUGUCAGAGGUGUAUACGCCGCAUGGACCAUCACUGUCCCUGGAUCAACAACUGUGUCGGAGAGCUAAACCAGAAGUAUUUCAUCCAGUUUCUCUUCUACACCGGCAUGGCCAGUCUGUACUCCAUGGUGCUGGUGGUGUCGGCCUGGGUGUGGCGGAUAAGGAACGAGCGAGAUGGCGACGCAGAGAAAGAAGCAGAGACACCCAGCAAGCACCUGAUAGUCGCUCACUACAUCAUCCUCCUGGUGGAGUCGGUCUUGUUUGGCGUGUUUGUCAUGGUCAUCUUCUACGAUCAGUUGGUCUCUAUAAUCACAGACGAGACCCCCAUAGAGCAGAUGAAGAACAGGCUGAUGCUCAAGGACAGGGGCUCUUCAUCUUCAUCUGCUUCCACCUCCUCCUCCUCCUCUCAGCUGCCUCACCACCCCCCUCACACCCGCAAGCCAAAGCUCGCUCUGCUGCGGGAGGUUUUCGGAAGAGGCUCGGUUUUUUGCUGGCUUCUUCCUCUCCACUCCAGCCCUCCAUCAGUUGGCGGCAUCAUCUACUCCGCCCUGCCGGACUAUGACGUCUGACCGCUUGGCCCGUGAGAGUGCUAAGAGGGCGAGGAAAGGAUGGCGAGAAAGGUUUUAUUUGUGUGACUGUGUGAGAGAGUGAACUUUAUGCCUAACUAUUAUGUCUUAUCUUUGGACCUGAGAGGUGAAGAGGAAGGAGGAUGAAGGCCGAGACUGGGACAAAUGAAGAGAGUGUGUUAGAUGAAUGAGUGUGUAUGACUUUAUCCCCCAGGGCCUAAAAAAAUUCAGCCUUAGACUCAUGAAAAUCUGUUCCUUUCCUGUCAUGAAGGAAGAGCUCCGAUGGUCCCCGUUUUGUCCCGAUCUGUAGUUUAACCACCAGUGUUUUGAUCAUUUUACUUGUGUGGAUAGGUUGGCCCCCUGUGGACACUGAGGUUUGACUGACAUGGGUUUAACAAGAGUGAUAUGCAGAUUUAUUCACUACAGCUGCCUACAAUCGGAUGUAUUUAGCUGCAUGAUAUUUGAGUUUUUAUGCCCAGAAAUUGCAAACAUUCAGGGCCAGAUUUAAUAAGAAAAUGGGGCAGCACAAAUGUGCACUGCGGGUUUGUUGAAUUUACAGGUCCAAUCUGCAUGUAGUUAGCUCCUGACGGACUGAGGCAGCAGCUCAUUACAGUAAGCUCCUGGACUAAUGCAUUUUUAGAUUAAAGGAAAGCUCAUAGGUGCAAUUCUGUGGUGGGAUUUGUCCGGAGGUCACCAAGUUAAAGGAGACCUAUGGUGCUGCUUUUCCCAGUCCUAUAUUUUAGUUCUGUGACUUCUGUAUGGCAGCUUUGCAUGAUUCAAAGAUAAAUCUUAUACUGGGUCUUUAUGUAGGCCUUAAUUUCAGCCUCUAUCUGAAACAAGCUGUAGAUGCUCCUGUGUCUUUAAGGCCCCCGCCUCUCAAAGCCCACUGUCUUCUGAUUGGCCUGAUCUGUUUUGACUCACAGGGAUUUCUUUUAAAUACUUUACCUCAUUAUUUUAAGCUUCGGCCAUGUUUAACAUGACCAUCCAAAAUUGUAACAGUGUAGAUAAGUCAUAAAAUAUGGAAAAGCAUAAUAGGUCUCCUAUAACAAAAUAAAUGCUAACUUAGUAAUCCUCCAGAAUAGGGAUGAAACAGUAUGAAAAUUUCACGAUUAUAGUGACCAAAAUUAUCACGGUUAUCAGUAUCAUCACUGUAUUGUAAA
Messenger RNA from Micropterus dolomieu (smallmouth bass), 2084 nucleotides. Its product is annotated as zf-DHHC domain-containing protein. The record is from RefSeq and is a predicted model, not a curated record. Bases 1 to 927 code for a protein of 308 amino acids. The transcript is spliced from 9 exons. Gene Ontology annotation, molecular function: palmitoyltransferase activity. NCBI's taxonomy places the organism in Eukaryota, Metazoa, Chordata, Actinopteri, Centrarchiformes, Centrarchidae.